Molecule: messenger RNA, 630 nt
Organism: Cordyceps militaris CM01
Lineage: Eukaryota; Fungi; Ascomycota; Sordariomycetes; Hypocreales; Cordycipitaceae
Exons: 4
Coding region: 1-630 (209 amino acids)
Source: RefSeq, a predicted model, not a curated record
AUGACUUCCCGGAUUGCUCAGAACCGUGGCCUAAUCGCCCAUGAGGGCGAACCGACUCGGCGUAUCCAGAAUCCAGCAGACCUCGAGCCAAAAUAUGCCCACAAAAAAUACACUGCUCUCGCCCAGGCCAUGCUUAUUAGCGAGCGAAAGCACAAGGGCUUACGGGUCCAACCACGUUUAAGCGACUACGACCUCUGCCGAGCUUUAUCGCCACUACUUAACUCCGCUGACUGGACUAUUGAUGAAUCGAUUGAUACCCUUAGCGAUAAGUUUCAAGCUCAGCUACGGGAGGAUAGGGUGGCCGGGCUACCGGAUUGUUUCUUCCCAUUACAUAGUUAUACCAGCCGCGACGAGCAAGCCGAAGCUGCAGCACCGAGCUUGAGGCACCUAAAGGAAAUCAAGCUGCCCAAGGGUCUUGACGAUACGAUGUUGCCCGCUCUGCUUGCCAAGCUCGCAAGUAUGGAGGAAGAGAUGGAGGUGAACGGCUAUCUUCAAUCGAUACAUCUGUUUAUUACCGUUGCCACCACGGCAUGUGACAAGCUGACAGGUCGACGGCUGAUGGAAUGGUUAGCCCGCAUUUAUUGCCCGAGGACGCCGAACCCGCUCGCUCCCAUGGACAUGAGUAUUUAG